Loa loa (African eye worm) is the source of this 1049-nucleotide messenger RNA. RefSeq lists its product as hypothetical. Bases 15 to 908 code for a protein of 297 amino acids. The record is from RefSeq and is a predicted model, not a curated record. Lineage: Eukaryota; Metazoa; Nematoda; Chromadorea; Rhabditida; Onchocercidae. Gene Ontology annotation, molecular function: glycosyltransferase activity. Gene Ontology annotation, cellular component: cytoplasm. The transcript is spliced from 6 exons.
AAUUUGCAGGAAUAAUGACAGAAGCAUGGGUGACAUUGGUAACGUCGGAUGGUUAUGCUAUUGGGGCACUUGUUUUGGCUCAUUCGUUGAAGGUUCAACAAACUACUAAAAAGCUGCAUUGCAUGAUUACAACUGGUGUAUCACAACAACUUAGGGAUGAACUUGCUGCGACAUUUGAUAGUAUCAAUGUGGUGAACGUUCUGGACAGCAAUGAUUCCGUCAAUUUGCGCUUGAUUGGUAGACCUGAUCUGGGCGUAACUUUCACUAAGAUACACUGCUGGAGGCUUACACAGUACACCAAAUGUGUCUUCCUCGAUGCUGAUUGCCUUGUUUUGCAAAAUGCUGAUGAAUUAUUCGAUCACGAGGAACUGUCUGCUGUAGCAGACAUUGGUUGGCCGGAUUGCUUCAAUUCGGGUGUUUUCGUUUACAGGCCAUCUGAACAGACAUAUUUGGACAUUUUGAACUUCGCCCUGGAACAUGGCUCCUUUGACGGUGGUGACCAAGGUCUACUGAAUCAGUUCUUCAAAGGUUGGCGAGAUAAACCUCCAGCUUUUCGAUUAUCUUUCAUUUACAAUAUGACCGCUGGAGCAAUUUACACUUAUGCGGCUGCUUUCAAAAAGUAUGGUGCCCAGGUGAAAAUUGUACACUUUCUGGGUCCAGUGAAACCAUGGCAACAGACGUCGGCGAGUGUCCAUUUCUCAGAGCAUCUUGCCCACUGGUGGUCGUUGUUUAAAAGUCGACUGAGCUCGAAUCUCGUCACAUCACACAUACCAAACGUUGAGUUUCAUCAAUCGUCACCACCAACCGAGGAAGAACGUAUGCGGGCUUGGGAAGUGGGACAUCCAGAUUACCUUGGCGCUGAUGCUUACAACAACAUUCAAAAAGCUAUCGAUCAUGCAUUGGAAUAAGAAGGAACUUGUCAUUUCAUUUCUGAGAAAAAGAAAAGCAGAAUUUUCGUAAUACAUUUUUUGGUUGAAUUUUGAUAGAUUCUAAAAAUUCGAGAACUUUCAAUUCCAUAUCCCAUUUAAACGAUUAUUUUUCAGUCUUUC